This is a messenger RNA of Neltuma alba, 2013 nucleotides long. Its product is annotated as tRNA (adenine(58)-N(1))-methyltransferase non-catalytic subunit trm6. The record is from RefSeq and is a predicted model, not a curated record. Gene Ontology annotation, cellular component: nucleus; tRNA (m1A) methyltransferase complex. The coding region runs from base 233 to 1588 and encodes 451 amino acids. NCBI's taxonomy places the organism in Eukaryota, Viridiplantae, Streptophyta, Magnoliopsida, Fabales, Fabaceae. Gene Ontology annotation, biological process: tRNA methylation. The transcript has 13 exons.
GCCUGUGGCUCGAGAGCGGUUAUUUAAAGGAAAGGAAACCAAAACUUGCCUGUGAAUCUCUGGAACCACACUUCACUGUGGCCUCCUCCUUCCACUCCAAGGCUGCUGUUGCAAAAUUCAAACACAUAAACCAUCAUAACUAAUUAACGACUGCUUCGUGUUGUUUUCCGGGAGCUGUUCUUUUUGUUCUUGAAACGGCUACACAUCCGAUUCUCCAAUCAAAAUAAAGAGGAUGUCGUCAAAUACUGAACCUACCAAUACAAACAUAAACUCGAGGAUUACGUCGGAAGGGUGCAGUGUUUUGCUCGACAUCAACGAUGGGGACCGUCUCGUUUUUGCUCGACUCUCUGCUGCCGCGAAGUUGAAAAUUGGGAAUAAGAACUGCUCUCUGCGGCCUUUAAUCGGGUGUAGCUAUGGUUCUCUUUUUCAAGUUGAGACUGGACCUGACGGCCCUUUGUUGGCUCCGGUUACUCCUUCAGUCCAAGGCGAUGAAACUGAAGAGAAAAGGGGCAAUCAAUUAAAUGUUGAGGCCAAGGACAACCGGGCACUGAUUGACAAUAACAAAGCCCAAACCCUUACUGGUGAAGAUAUACAAGCUAUGAAGAGUCAGGGGGCCAGAGGUGAUGAAAUUAUUGAUGCUCUUAUUGCCAAUAGUGCAACAUUUGAAAAGAAAACAUCUUUUUCACAGGAGAAAUAUAGACUUAGGAAGCAAAAGAAAUAUGCACCAAAAGUAUUACUGAGGCGUCCUGUUGCUCGAAGUAUAUGUGAGGCCUACUUUAAGAAGUAUCCAGCAAAAAUUAGGUUCAUGCGUGUGGAUACAUUAUCUCUUCUACUCUCCAUGGCUAAUGUCUCUUCCCACUCGGACAUUCUUGUUGUUGAUAUGGUUGGUGGCCUUCUUACUGGUGCUGUGGCAGAACGUUUAGGAGGUACAGGUUUUGUAUGCAACGCAUAUCUAGGAACAGCGCCAUAUUCCAUGGAUAUUGUGAGGAUAUUUAACUUUAGCACUGAAAUUUGCAAGAGAAUUGUUCGGUCUCCCAUUUCUGAUUUGCUGUCACAAAAAGAAUCACCUGAACAAAUUCUGCAUCGUGAUGAUGUUUGUAACAUGGAAAGCCUGGCAAAUAAUCAAAUGUCAACAUCAGUUGGUGUGGAUGAAAUCUCUGAUCCAUCAAGAAAUGAAAUUUCUGAUCAGGGUGCUGAGAAAGUUGAGAAUACCAAUAUCCCACCUGUAAGAGCAGGCAAAUCCACAAAGGCUGGAGAAAGGGCACAACAAGAAACCAUUAACGUGUGGAAAGAAAAUGGUUUUUCUAGCUUAAUUAUUACUGCGCCAGAUCUGGAUACCUGGACAUUGGUUAGAGACCUCUUGCCCCUCUUAUCAAAUUCGGCUCCCUUUGCUAUUUAUCAUCAAUAUCUUCAGCCGCUUGCGACUUGCAUGCACAAUCUACAGGUUGGGAAAAUGGCCAUUGGUUUGCAAAUAUCAGAGCCUUGGUUACGUGAAUACCAGGUCCUUCCAUCAAGAACUCACCCGUGCAUGCAAAUGAGCGCAUUUGGUGGAUAUAUUCUUAGCGGCACUAAAAUAUGCAGCAGCUAAUUCCAGCCCUCUGGAACGUGCAUGUCCUCCUCGUUUGUUGACCGGCCAAAGCCUGCCUGCUGGAUACGUGGUCUUUUCCAUUGUUUUUAACAGCCUGUGCCGCUUCAACUGUCGUAAGAUUUUUCAUUCCAGCCUGCAAGUGCAAUAUCAUUUUUCGCGUAAUUUUUCUGAUUAUGUUAAGGGUUCACAUUAUGUUAAGGCUUGAGCCCUUGAUCACUACUACCUACGGCGCACUUCACUUUUGGCCUAUAAGAUAGCUAUGGGUGGUUAAAUUAUACUUGUGUAUUUUUAUAGCAUUGUAUUUUAUGAUGAUUUUAUUUUUUUAAUGUUAAAUAAUAUCAUAGUCUUUCCAAUUUGAAGAAAUUUUUUAAUGUAUUUGUUGUUAGAAUUUUCAAUGAAAAUGUGUGGAAUAAUGAUAAAUUUUA